Messenger RNA from Menidia menidia (Atlantic silverside), 5049 nucleotides. The record is from the annotation of a GenBank genome assembly. NCBI's taxonomy places the organism in Eukaryota, Metazoa, Chordata, Actinopteri, Atheriniformes, Atherinopsidae.
GAAGCGAAUGUUAUAUGAGGACUCUAGGAGAAAGGGCUUUAAUCGCAGUAAGGUAGCGAAUGUAGGGGAGAGUUGGGGAGGGCUGUAGCUGCUGGGGUUUUUCGGAGAAACAACAUGGCUGCGGUGGAGCUCGAAUGGAUCCCAGAAACGCUAUACAACACCGCUAUCUCGGCUGUGGUUGACAACUAUAGCCGGUCAAGAAGGGACAUACGCUCGCUCCCAGAAAAUAUACAGUUCGAUGUUUAUUAUAAGCUUUACCAGCAGGGCCGGCUCUGCCAGCUGGGAGGGGAGUUCUGUGAGCUGGAGGUGUUUGCUAAAGUGCUUCGGGCCUCGGAUAAAAGGCAUCUGCUGCAUCACUGUUUCCAGGCCCUGAUGGACCAUGGCGUAAAAGUGGCCUCAGUUCUAGCAAACUCCUUCAGCCGCCGCUGCUCCUACAUCGCCGAGUCGGACGCCCAUGUCAAAGAGAAGGCCAUCCAGUUUGGCUUCGUGCUGGGUGGCUUUUUGUCUGAUGCUGGCUGGUAUGGAGAUGCAGAGAAGGUAUUUCUGUCGUGCCUGCAGCUGUGCACGCUCCACAGUGAGGUGCUCCACUGUUUCCGGGCUGUGGAAUGUUGCGUUAGGUUGCUCCAUGUCCGCAACGGCAACUGCAAGUACCACCUAGGGGAGGAAACCUUCAAGCUUGCUCAGUCUUACAUGGACAAACUAGCCAAACAUGGCCACCAGGCCAACAAGGCAGCGCUGUACGGCGAGCUCUGUGCCUUGCUCUUUGCCAAAAGCCACUACGACGAGGCAUAUAGGUGGUGUAUAGAGGCUAUGAAGGAAAUUACCCCGGGGCUGCCUGUAAAAGUCAUCGUUGAUGUUCUCCGACAAGCCUCCAAGGCCUGUGUUGUGAAGAGGGAGUUCAGGAAAGCAGAACAGCUGAUUAAACAUGCAGUGUUUCUAGCAAGAGAACAUUUUGGACACAAGCACCCUAAAUACUCCGAUACGCUGCUAGAUUACGGAUUUUACUUAUUAAAUGUAGACAACAUAUGCCAAUCAGUUGCUAUUUAUCAGACGGCUCUGGACAUCAGGCAGUCUGUGUUUGGGGGAAAGAACAUCCACGUCGCCACAGCCCACGAAGACCUGGCAUACUCAUCAUAUGUCCACCAGUAUAGCUCUGGGAAAUUUGACAAUGCUCUAUUCCACGCAGAACGUGCCAUCGACAUAAUAACUCAUAUUCUGCCUGAGGACCAUCUCCUUCUGGCCUCCUCAAAGAGAGUCAAAGCCCUUAUCCUAGAAGAAAUCGCCAUCGACUGCCACAAUAAGGAAACAGAAGAGCGUCUCCUGCAGGAGGCUCAUGACCUGCACCUCUCCUCUCUGCAGCUGGCCAAGAAGGCCUUUGGGGAAUUCAACGUACAGACAGCCAAACACUACGGAAACCUCGGGCGACUUUACCAGUCAAUGAGGAAAUUUAAGGAGGCCGAGGAGAUGCACAUCAAAGCCAUCCAGAUCAAGGAGCAGCUACUGGGCCACGAGGACUACGAGGUGGCCCUGUCCGUGGGGCACCUGGCGUCUCUAUACAACUACGACAUGAACCAAUACGAGGAUGCAGAGAGGCUCUACCUGCGCUCCAUCGCUAUCGGUAAGAAGCUGUUCGGGGAGGGUUACAGCGGGUUGGAGUACGACUACCGAGGCCUGAUCAAGCUUUACAACUCGGUGGGAAACUACGAGAAGGUGUUUGAAUAUCACAAUGUACUGUCCAACUGGAACCGGCUGAGAGAUCGGCAGUUUGCCGUGGCAGACGCCCUGGAAGAUGUCAACACAACCCCCCAGCAGACCCAGGAGGUGGUCAAAGCCUUCCUACUGGCACAGAGCCUCGGCCCCACCCGCCCCUGUCUCGGCUGAAUCCUUUUAUUCCAGUUUCUCUUCAUGAGGGGAAAAGAGUAAAAGGCCAAGUUUUUUUUUUUUUUUUUUUUUUUUUAAAGUCUGGUGAGAAGAAAACCCAAAUGUGAUGCUCCAGUUGCACACACAUAGUCAUAUACAGUAAAUUCAGCCAUCACCGGCUGGUCGGUUGGCUUUGUAGUCUCUGUAGCUGUCAGUACACUCACACACAGGCUCACACACAUAGUGAUUUAAAAUGGAAAAGAAGAAAAAAAGUAGAGAAGACACUGUUGUUAAACCUCAUCGGCUCACUCACACGGCACCAAGAAGCAGCCCGACGGAACAAACCGCUGCACUCUGUCUUCAUCAUUCAAGAGAAAGAGGAAAUGCUCAAAACAAAGGGGAUACAAAGCCUCAGACAUCCUUUCAGACAUGCCCCCUGACCUCUUUCUCUUGUUCCACACACCGGUUUUUCUUUCCUUCUUUUUUUUUUUUUGUUUUCUUUUUGUAUUUGAACUGGUAUAGCUCUGAAUGCCAUGGGACUCCUCACAGAACCAAACUGUGUUCUCUCGGGAGCGUGCGACAGUAUACGGAUCUGUGAAAUACUUGCAUCGACCCAGACCCCUCCAUCAGAGGAAACAGUUGGAUAUUUUUUUGACACUCGUGAAGUUCAGCGGUACAGCAGAUUGUACAGUUUGUUUCACUCGAAACUUUUUUUCUUUUCGUUUGCUAGAAGAAUUGAAAGUGGAAUCUAAGAAGACGUCGUUGAACUCUUUCUUUGAAGUGCUUGUUGGAGUGAGAUUACCAACAAAGGAAUGUAUCAAAUCUGUGGGUAUGUCGUUACACACAUAACAGGCUUAGUAGAUCCUUUUCCAAUUAAUUUGAUUUUUUUUUUUUUUUUGGUCCAGCAAAGUACUGACAUAGCAGAAUUCCAAUGCCAAUAACUAAUAUGCAGACGUAUGUGUUCCAGUAGCCCUUUGUUUUUUGCUUUCUUUCUGAGUGAGCCACAUUAAGGGAACUGGACAGGAGUGCAAAGAGGAUGGCGCUACAUGUACAUAGGUUCAGAGGCCUCCUUUUACAUGUUUAGGGCAGGGCUUCGUGUGUGUGUGUGUGUGUGUGUGUGUGUAAAAAGAGUGCGAGUGAGAGCGAGCGUCGGUAAAUAGAUUGAACUCUUGGUGCCCAAGUGCUCCACUGACAACAACCAGCCUUACACCAGCUUGCAGUUAUCUGUCUGUAGACAGACCCGUACUUAGAAGUGCUUCACGAAUUAUUCGACUCUUAAGGGCACUGCAGCGGGGACCAAAAUUGUGAGUAUGAGUAUGCGUUUUGCAAGCCUACGAACUUGUACAUCGGUUUCCUCUUCCCUGCAUCCUGUCAGAGAUCCCAAUAAAACAAUGUUUUGUCAUUUAGUUUUUCCCUCUCUUCCUCUGUCUUAAACUGGACCAUCAGCCUCCAUCACGGUGCUGUCCAAAAUCUCAUCUGUCUUUUCCCUAACGAGCCGGACGGCUUUGGCGUGCCGGCAUCGGUGGUGAACAGGGACAUUUAGCUGACCAUGGCAUGACUUUUUUUUCUUCUUUUUUUUUAAAGAUAAAAUCAUUUUGGACUUUUGUCCAUCUCACUAAUCUGGGACAACUGGUGGUCUACCUGCAGAGCUUUUAAGAGAUCAGUGUCUUUUAGUUACUAAAGUUACUGAUUGCCUUUCUCUCAGCUCCAUUUGCUAGUUACCGGCGGUCAUAUUUUAAAGGCUUUUUAUUUGAAAUUUUAAACUAUUUACUCUCAGUACUCCCUUUUUUUAAUAUAUAUAUAUAUAUGUAAGAGCACAUAUUUAAAAUAAACUACAAAAAAGAUCUGUGAUAUUUGGUUGGUUCUGAUUGAGAACAGAAAAUAGGAUCUCUUUUUUUUUUUUUCUCAGCUUUUCAGUAUUAACUCUUCAGACUGUGUAAUGGUGACACUAAAAAUGUCCUGUGAUUUAUUGGCAAACUUAUGUAGAAAUACAAUAUCUGUUUGACACUAUAAAAAAAUAUUAAACCCAAAAUGUAAAGCAACGAGAAUUCUUUGAUGCUACAGAGAAUAUUCAGAUGAGUUUUUAUGUUUUAAAAGAACAUACCGACUUAUCUAUCGUUUCAUCCUCAAACAAAUUCCGAAGCCCGAGUUUCGUUUAAACAUAACAUGUCAUUUUUAGGGUUGAAAUUCAAUUCGAACUGCUUUCAUUGGAUAGAGAAGUGGAUGCCGACGCAUCGAUUAUGGUUAAACUGUAUUUGAGGUAAGUCGGGUCCCGUUUUUGCUGUCAGUGGCAAAAAGUUGAAACAUUAGUUGUUGUUUUUUAAACUGACGUGAGCAUAACAGCUAUAGCUUUGUAGGGAAAUACACGAUGAGAUUUUGAGCAGUACAAUCCAAGCCAUUGUGUGCAAUCAAAUGUGUUGCAUUGCUGACAAUGUGAAGCCUUGAAUGAAUGCCCCACUGAUUUGUCUCCACGCGGCUGAAGGAAAUGCGCUUUGCCUUCAGUGGUGCUGUGAUACUUAUCGCCGUACUUGAAGGGUACAGACCCAGCCUAUUCCCUCUCCCCCCCUAAAAGGCUGAUCUUCAAGACUUGGAAUACUUUGAAACAAGCGCCCACCAAUUCUGGGGCAUACAAAUGUUUAAUGGGUUUUGGGAGGGGACUCUGGCUCCUCCUGCUCCUUAUUUGAAUGUGUCUCCAGUCAAAGAUCACAUGCUGAUUUAAUUGAUGACAUUCUGGGCCAGAGAGGCCAAACACAAGUUUUUUUUUUUUUUGCAUCUUGUUUGGAUUUUCUUUCUGCCAUCUCUCAAAGUUUAAAAAAAAAAAUUAUAUAUAUAUCGUCACGUGAAGUAGUUUGUCAAAAUUAAAAGUGACGUGUCGAUUUCCGUUUCUCCUGUUUGGCCCCGUUUGUUUUUUCUGCUAUUAACAAUGACUGAGAGAAAGCAGCCUACUGGUGGAGGGUAAAGGACGACCCCCUGGCUGUGAUCUAAUGGAAUCCGAAAGGGACUAAGUGUGGUGGUGCUGUUGGGUUUUUGAAGACUGGAUGAAAUGGAAGUAAAGCUGUGAUACCUCCAGCACGCCUGCUUUUUUCGCUUCUCAAUUCGAUGAGACGAUGGACACCAAAUCCAACGAUGGGAUGUUUUCCUCUUCCUGCUUCACUGUUAGAUGCAAAACCAUUAAAAAUGUUAUUGCCA